Molecule: messenger RNA, 2880 nt
Organism: Lecanosticta acicola
Lineage: Eukaryota; Fungi; Ascomycota; Dothideomycetes; Mycosphaerellales; Mycosphaerellaceae
Source: the annotation of a GenBank genome assembly
AUGUUCAACUUCACGCCGCUGCUGGGCGCGCAGUCGGACUCGCCCGCGUCGCAGUCGCUCGUCGAGCUGGAUGGAGGCGUCAAACUGCUGGUGGACGUCGGCUGGGACGAGACAUUCGACGUCGACAAGCUGCACGCGCUGGAGAAACACGUCUCCACUCUGUCCGUCAUCCUGCUCACCCACCCGACGCUCGACCACAUCGGCGCAUACGCUCACUGCUGCAAACACAUUGCGCUGUUCAGCAGGAUCCCCGUCUACGCGACCAACCCCGUCAUCAACCUGGGCCGAACCCUCCUCGCCGACCUCUACGCCUCCUCCCCCCUCGCCUCUUCCAUAAUCCCCGCCGCGGCCAUCGGGUCUUCUGCAGAUGGCGCUCCCAAUCUCUUGCUGCAACCUCCCACCGCCGACGAGAUCACCACCUACUUCAACCGUAUCCACCCACUCAAAUACAGCCAGCCUCACCAACCUAUCCCUUCGCCAUGGUCGCCGUCCAUCGGGAACCUCUCAAUCACAGCAUACUGUGCGGGACAUACUCCAGGUGGAACAAUAUGGCACAUCCAGCACAGCAUGGAGAGCAUUGUCUAUGCGGCAGACUGGAAUUUGAGCCGAGAGAAUCUAUUAUCGGGUGCUGCUUGGCUGGGCAACGGGAGUGAGAUCAUCGAGCCUUUGCGACGACCGACUGCUUUGGUAUGCAGCUCAAAGGGCAUUGAAAAGACGGAUGUCUUGCCCCGAAAGAAGAGGGACGAGGCGCUGAUUAGCCUGAUACGGGAAACGAUUGUUCACGGAGGCAAGGUUCUGGUACCAACGGAUUCAUCGGCGCGCGUGCUGGAGCUUGCAUUCAUUCUCAAUUCUACAUGGCAAGAAAACAUCAAUGGGCCACAUGCGGAAGUGUAUAAGCAAGCGAGAAUCUACAUGGCGAGCGGGUCGAGCACCAGCACUGUCCGGCAGCUACAGAGCAUGUUGGAGUGGAUGGACGAGAACAUCAUCCGAGAUGCCGAGGCGGCCAUGAACCAGGACCAGGGAGGCGAUCGCAAGAUACCGAAUCUCCUGGACUGGAAGCACGUCAAGCAGAUCGAGCGUCAAAGCCAAUUUGACAGAGCGAUACGGAGGUCACGGCCUGGCAUCUUCUUGGCCAGUGAUGCCUCGUUGGAAUGGGGCUUCUCGAAGCAGGCGUUGGAGAAGCUCGCUGGUGACUCGCGCAACUUGGUCAUUCUGACGGAGGAUGCGUCGUCAGCUAAAGGUGCGCAUUCUACCAUAGCCAAGCAGCUGGCAGACUGCUACAAUGGUCAGGCCAGCCUUCUGUCUCAGUCAACCAGCGCAAAGGUUGUCAACACCAGUGGACAGAGCCUUCUUCUUCGCAAUGCUGCCCCUUCCCCUCUGAGUACGGACGAGACAACACUCUACGAACAAUACAUCGCGCGGCAAAGACAAUUACAUAGCAAUCUGCAGGGCGACGACAGUACCAACGACGGCACGGCGAACGAAAUUGCAGACGAGCAGGCAGAGGAAUCUUCCGAUGAUGAAGAUGAAGACGAGGAGCAGCAAGGCAGAGCACUCAACGCUUCGGCGCAAAUGCAGCAGACCAACAAGCGAAAGGCGGCCCUGUCGGAUGCAGAACUAGGCAUCAAUGUUUUACUGAAGAGUAAAAAUGUGCACGACUUCGAUGUUCGCAACAAGCGUGGUAGGGAAAAGAUGUUUCCCUACCUGCCACACCGAACCAAGUCGGAUGCGUUUGGAGAGAUAAUCCGGCCUGAGGACUACCUCCGCGCCGAAGAGCGUGAGGACGUUGAUGGCGUGGACAUGCGAGAUGGGAUCAAACAGGAAGCAGCGGCUGUCGGUCAGAAGAGGAAAUGGGAUGAGCUUGCUGCCACGACCAAUGCCAAGAGUAAAGGCCAAAAGAAGGAAAAGGCGGAUCAGAACAAGAAGCCAAAGGUUGAACGCGAGCCUGACGACAUUGAUGCGCUCAUAGCACGAGCCACUGGAGAAGGCGAUCCCACUUCGGGCGGUGCAAACGGGGCGGUCUCCGAGGAAAGCGGGAGUGACAGCGACUACGAGCCGGAGGAUGUGGCAUCGGAAGGACCGCAGAAGGUCGUCUUCACGGAGCAGACCAUUGAGCUGCAGUUGAGGAUCGCGCAUAUUGAUUUCACCGGCCUCCAUGAGCGGAGAGAUCUGUCCAUGAUUAUACCCCUAGUCCGACCGCGGAAUCUCAUUCUGAUAUCUGGAACAACAUCGGAAACGCAGGCGUUGGCGGAAGAAGCAAGGCAAUUGCUCUCUGGCGAAGGUGGAGAGUCGGAAUCUUGUGUCUUCUCACCGCUGGUGGGCGAGAUGGUGGACGCCAGUGUCGAUACCAAUGCUUGGACGCUCAUGCUGAGUCGGGAGCUUGUGAAGAAGCUCACCUGGCAGAACGUCAAGGGGCUUGGUGUGGUCGCUCUUACUGGUCGCCUCGACGUACUGCCUAUCGAACAGCCGGAUGCAGAAGAGGAAACCGCGAAGAAGAAAGUUAAACUCACUGAAGGCGGAAAGACCGCAUCAGAAGACGAACGGAAGCAUGUUCCAGCCAUCCCUGUUCUCGACCUCAUCAAUACGGCCAGCACCGCCUCACAGCGGGCUACUCAACCAGUGCACGUGGGAGAUUUGCGCCUAGCCGAAUUCCGCAAGAUGAUGCUGGGUUUGGGGCAUACGGCUGAUUUCCGGGGUGAAGGUACUCUUCUCAUCGACGGGACUGUUGUUGUGAGGAAAUCUGCGACUGGGAGAAUUGAAGUUGAAGCUUCCGGCCUUGGCUUAUUGCAGCCUCAGUUCCGGACUCGCGACAUGGAGGGCAGCUUUUUCGCGGUAAGGAAGGCUAUCUAUGGGGGUCUGGGGGUUGUCAGUGGUGUAUGA